AUACCUGUCGAUGGUAUUAUUAUGUUGGCCAAUUGUGAACCACAAUUAUGGAAUCAUCAUCAUAAUAAUAAUAAUAAUCAUUAUCAUCAACAACAACAACAACAUAGCUAUUAUAGCGGGGGUUUUAGUGGUGGUGGUGGUGGUUAUAGUAGUUCAAAUAUAAUUAAUAAUUAUAGCCUACCAACAGCUAAUAGUGGUGUUGUUGGUGCAAAUAAUAAUAAUAAUAAUAAUUUUUUUAAUCAAAAUCAUUUUACCGAUUAUAUUGCCUGUUCAAGAAAUGAAAUCGAUGCUUUAAUAACAAACCAACAACCAAAUAAUGAACCACACGGAUUUCGUAUAAAAAUUCAGGCAAAUCCGGAUAAAUAUGUUCCAAAUGAAAUGUAUACAAUCGUAUUACAAGGUGAUCAAAAUCGUCUAUCUAAAUAUUCUGGUCCAGGUGGUUCAAUGGUCUAUGGCCACCCAUCAUCAUCAUCGUCAUCAACAUCAUCCGGUGGAAAUAGUCAAAGAUUUACCGAAUUUGUUUUAUAUGUUGUUCCUAAAGAUUUUUUAUCAUCACAAUCAUCGCCAUCAUUAUCAUCAUCAUCAUCUGUAUCACCAUCAUUAACAUCAACACAACAACGAUCAUUAUUCGAUGUUGGUAGUUUUCAGCCUCAAGUGUACACCGAUUCAUUGGUAAAAUUAUCUAAAGAUUGUCCAAAUGCUGUUACGCAUACAUCGCCAGUGCCGAAAAAUGAAAUAAGCGUAAUGUGGCUUGCACCACAACAAGGUUCUGGAUGCAUUGUAUUCAAAGCAAUCGUAGCUGAAAGUAAAGACAAAUGGUAUCAUGAAGAUGGUGGCCUAACUAAAGUGCUUUGUGAAGAAGAAGCCGAUACGAUAGCCGAUGCUGAAUCGGAAAUUGUUGAUGAAUGUUGUGCAUGCGAUGAGGCUAAAUAUGAAGUUACAUUUGAAGGUUAUUGGUCUAAAUAUACACAUCCAAAAGAUUUUCCAGCUAAUGCAUGGCAGACACAUUUUUCCGAUAUAAUUGGUGCUAGUCAUUCAUCAGAUUUUCGUAUUUGGGAAUAUGGUGGUUAUGCUAGUGAAGGUGUUAAGCAAGUAGCCGAAUCCGGUAUAACUAAAAAACUUGAAUCAGAAUUAAAAGCAGAAUCAAGUAAAAUCCGUACCAUAAUUAAAGCACGUGGUCUUUGGUAUCCGAAUUUAAAUGGAAAAACAUUUGCCGUAUUUCGUGUGGAUAAUCGCCAUCAUUUAAUGUCAUUAUUAUCGAUGCUUGGUCCCAGUCCAGAUUGGUUUAUUGGAGUUAGUGCAUUAGAAUUGUGUCUGAAAAAUUGCUCUUGGGUUGCCGAUAAAAGUAUCAAUUUAUAUCUUUGGGAUGCUGGCACUGAUUCUGGUGUUACUUAUUUAUCACGUGAUCUACCAACCAUACCACAGGAACGGAUUCGUCGUAUUACAUCAACAUCGCCUAAUUUACCCGAAUCACCAUUUUAUGAUCCAAGUGGUGCACCAAUGAAACCAUUCGCACGGCUAACCAUUUCAAGGCAACGAAUUUAUGAAAAAGUUUGUGGUGAUGAUGAUAACCGUUUUAGCAUAUCUGAUUUUGAUGAUGAUGAUAAUCGAUCUGCUGAUUGUUCAGUGACCGAAUGGACUGUAUUCGGCCCUUGCUCAGUUGCAUGUGGCCAUGGAAUACGUAAACGAACUAGAAAUUAUAUGAAUGAAAAACGAGCUAAAGAAGUUGGCUGUAAUAUGAAACUAAUUGAGACGGAAGAAUGUGGAGCUAAAUGUGUGAAUAACGUUAGUUGUGAAACUACGGCCUGGUCUGAAUGGACAUCGUGUAAUGUUACAUGUGGUCGUGGAUACCGGAAAAGAAAUCGAAAAUUUUUACAUCGUUUAGCUAGAAGUUUAUGCCAUAAUGUUGAACUUGAACAACGUGAAUCUUGUGUUGGAACUUCAUCUAAUUGUGGUCAUCAAAAUCAACAUCAAUCAUCAUCAUCAUCAUCGUCAUUAUCAACAACUUUAACCGGAUCAUCAACUGGCCAUAAUAAUUAUGAUCAAGAAAUAAUUGAACCACAUUGUGCAGUGACCAACUGGUCCGAAUGGACACCAUGUUCAGUGGAAUGUGGUAAAGGCAUCAAAUAUCGUAAUCGAUUAUAUAUUAAUGCUUAUAAAUCGAAAAAUGUUUGCAAUGUUAAAUUGAUUCAAUCAAUCGACUGUUUCAACAAAGCUUGUAUGACGCUUAAUAAUGAUGCGCAACAUGUAUGUUCAUUACCCAAAGAAGUAGGCCCUUGUCGUGGAUAUUUUCCUCGUUAUUAUUAUGAUUCAAGUAAAGGUGCCUGUUUACAGUUCAUAUAUCGUGGCUGUCGAGGUAAUCAUAAUAAUUUUGAUCGUUUACAAGAUUGUAAAGAAAAAUGUGAAAAUCAUUUCAAAGGAAUGAUUGAUGAAAAUAUACGACCAAAUUCCAAUCAAAUGUAUAAUCAAUAUAAUCAUUCGAUGACAUCACCAUUGAUCGGUGAUGAUCAGAAUUUAGUUAUCGAUUGUGUUGUUACAUUAUGGUCCGAAUGGAGUCAAUGUACAAAACCAUGUGGUAAAGCAAGAAAAGAACGUCGUCGUGAAAUCAAAUUAAAUCCACAGAAUGGUGGCCGUAAAUGUCCAAAAUUAGUACAACGACGAAAAUGUAAAGAAAAUCCACCAUGUGAAUGUGCAAUGAGCGAAUGGAGUGAAUGGAGUUCCUGUGAAGCUCAUUGUGAUACCGGUAAUGGAUUAAAACAUCGUUAUCGUAAUAUAACACAAUAUCCUGAUCCGGGACGGCCAACAUGUGGUGCCACUGUUGAACGACAAUUUUGUGUCGAUUAUACACCUUGUAAUAAUAAUAAUCGAAUGGUUCCUUCAUCUUAGUUAAGCAGUUUGAAAAGAUAAAUAGAAUUAAAAUAAAAUUUCUAGUUUACAUAAUGAACACAAUUUAUUGUCAAAAGUCAAGUUCAUCAUCAUCAUCAUCAUCAUCAUUCCUGUGUCAUCAUAAUCAUCAUUGGCAUUGUUCAAUUCUUUUUUUUUCAUAAUCAUCAUCAAUCAUCGUAAACUACCAUACACACACAUAUUACUAUUCACUUCAUUGAACUUAAUUAUCCAGAAUACAAUUCUUUCACAUCAUCAUCAUCAUCAUCACCAUGAUCAUCCAUUCUGUGGAAC
Messenger RNA from Dermatophagoides pteronyssinus (European house dust mite), 3177 nucleotides. RefSeq names its product spondin-1-like. Gene Ontology annotation, cellular component: extracellular matrix. Gene Ontology annotation, molecular function: serine-type endopeptidase inhibitor activity. Gene Ontology annotation, biological process: cell adhesion. The record is from RefSeq and is a predicted model, not a curated record. Lineage: Eukaryota; Metazoa; Arthropoda; Arachnida; Sarcoptiformes; Pyroglyphidae.